AUGCCGACCACUCCAGACUGGGUCAAAGCCCUCCAGCCAUCGGGACCUCAAGGGACCGAGCUUCUCGCUCAGGAGAGAGCAAAGUCCAACCUCAAUGUCGACCAACUUGCGACGUUCAUGUUCACAGACGAGGCUCUCCGACGCAACGAGAGGAUAUUAAACAUCCUCAAGAACGAUCCCGUCUUCGACAAAACCCAAAACUACUUCCGUGGCCGCGAAGCCCGAAUCGAGACGGCGCUGGCGAGGGGCAAAAGGCUCUUCCAGCUGAACAAGGAGCACCAAUGGUCGCAGGAUGAAUAUAUGGCUGCCAACGACCUGAUCGCCGAGGCGACACCUUACGGGAUGCACGCGAGCAUGUUUCUCGUUACGUUGCGCGAGCAAGGCACUCCAGAACAACAUGAGCUUUUCCUCAAGCCGGCACUGGACUACGAGAUCAUCGGAUGCUAUGCCCAGACCGAGCUUGGCCACGGCUCCAACGUGCGAGGCCUGGAGACGACGGCCACCUGGGACCCCUCCGACAAGACCUUCGUUCUGCACUCCCCGCACCUGACCGCCUCGAAGUGGUGGAUCGGUUCCUUGGGCAAGGCCGCAACGCAUGCUGUCGUGAUGGCUCAGCUGGUCCUCAACGGCAAGAAUAUUGGACCCCACCCUUUCGUUGUCCCUAUCCGCGACAUGAAAACCCACGAGCCUCUUCCAAACGUUCACGUUGGCGAUAUCGGCCCCAAGUUUGGCUUCAACACCAUGGAUAAUGGUUUCCUGCUUUUGAAUAAUGUCAAGGUCCCGCACAACCACAUGCUUGCCCGUUUCUCGUCCGUCGACCCGAAUACGAGCAAAUAUAGCAGGCCGGCGAACCCCUCGCUGAUCUACGGCACUCUUACCUGGGUCCGAUCCAACAUUGUUCUCCAAUCGGGCUCUGUGCUCGCCAAGGGUGUCACCAUUGCCACCCGCUACUGCGCCGUCCGCCGCCAGUUCCAGGACCGCGAUGCCCCGGCCAACGAGCCGGGCGAAAACCAGGUCCUCAACUACACCAUGGUGCAGAUCCGCCUGCUGCCAUUGCUUGCCGCAACGUUUGCCCUCCACUUCACCGGCCGCGGCAUGAUCAGCCUUUACAACGAAAAUCAGAAACGCAUGAGCGCCCUGGCAGGCAAGGUUGGCGAUGGGAACCGCAAUCCUGGACCUGAGGAGCUGAACCCCGGCACGGACCUUCUCGCUGACCUCCAUGCCACUUCGUGUGCGCUCAAGGCCUAUGGCUCAACCGUUGCAGGUGAGGGUCUGGAAAUUUGCCGUCGUGCUUGCGGUGGCCACGGUUACUCCUCCUUCAGCGGUAUCGGGUCAUGGUAUGCGGACUAUCUUCCUACACUUACGUGGGAGGGAGACAACUACAUGCUUACCCAGCAAGUCUCCCGCUAUCUUCUCAAGUCCGCCCGCUCUGUACUGAAAGGCAAUUACGGCAACAACGACACCACGCGCAUUCUCUCCGAGUUCCUCCGCCGGCGCGACAUCGGCGCCGCCUUCGACGUUCUCGACUCGGACGAGGACCUCGUCGCUGCCUUUGCCUGGCGCGUCUCUUUUCUGACGUUCGAGGCACUCCGUCAUAGGGAUGAAGACAAGCAGUCCUGGAACAGUCUGCUUGUCGACUUCUGGCGUCUCAGCACGGCGCACGCGCAGUAUAUGGUCGUCAAGAACUUUUACGAAGCGCUCAACGACAAGGCCACGACCGAGCAGCUCGACAAGGACACAGUCGGCUUGCUGCAUAAGCUCUUCAGGCUAUAUGCCUUGAACACGCUCGAGCAGGAGGCCAGUGAGUUUUACAGCUCGGCGGCCGUUACAGUUCGUCAGAUCACGCUUGCGAGGACAAAGGCGGUCAUGACUCUUCUGGAAGAGAUUCGCCCCCAUGCCGUGCGUCUGGUUGACGCCUGGAAGUUCGACGACUGGGUACUGGACAGCAGUCUGGGCCGCUACGAUGGCAAGGUCUACGAGGAUAUGUUCAAGCGCGCUAGCGAGGACAACCCGCUGAACAGCGUAGUUUUUGACCCGAACCCGAACAGUAAGGUUUUGUUCAAGAAGGAUGAGAGAAAGAACUUGAGGAGCAAGCUCUAG
This is a messenger RNA of Colletotrichum graminicola M1.001, 2100 nucleotides long. RefSeq names its product acyl-CoA oxidase. Gene Ontology annotation, biological process: fatty acid beta-oxidation using acyl-CoA oxidase; lipid homeostasis. The record is from RefSeq and is a predicted model, not a curated record. Gene Ontology annotation, cellular component: peroxisome. NCBI's taxonomy places the organism in Eukaryota, Fungi, Ascomycota, Sordariomycetes, Glomerellales, Glomerellaceae. Gene Ontology annotation, molecular function: acyl-CoA oxidase activity; fatty acid binding; FAD binding. Bases 1 to 2100 code for a protein of 699 amino acids. The transcript has a single exon.